AUGGACAGACGUUAUCAUAUGAGAUCUGAAACGAGGAGGGAUAUUGGACUACGCAUGCUGAUCCACCCUCAAGACUUUCUUCCUAGAGAAACCUCCUCAGGAUUCAAGGUAUUUGAUUUCAUGAGAAUAUCCGGGUCAGACACAAUUCUCAUCCGUGGAAAAUCAUCGACUUGUCUUUUUCGGAUCCACAAAGAGCUGUUCGAGAUGACAUUAAAUCGCUAUCCCGUGGCUUACUCUCCAUUGGCAGACCUUCAUGAGAAUGUUUACACCUUCUCGAUCGACUUCGAUCCCACCGUGGCUCGCUUUGUUGAAUGGGCCUACAAGGGUGAAUACCGCGAAUUCGUUGAUCUCGACAUCCCUACACAGCCAGAAUUGCCGAGGCCCAGGUACCAAUGGGCAGGGGUUAAUCUAGAAUUUGUCAACACUUUGCAGUCUUCGGUGGAUUCGAGCAAUUAUCGCGAAGUAGAGCCAGAGAAGGCCGAUUGCAUUAUUCAAAAUUACCCCUUUUUAGUUCACACGCGCUUAUACCUGUUUGCUGAGAGAUAUCAAAUCUCUGCAUUGGCGGUACUUGCCCUGAAUUUGGCUAGAGAAAGCUGCGAAAAACCGGAGAAGUUGGCCAUGGGAAAAUACCAUACAUUGAUUUGGCGGACUAUUCAGAACGUCGUACGUCUACAUUCAGAUGAUUCGGAACUGUCCGAGUUAACCCACAAAGUUUUGCAUCAUAACAUCGACUUCAUCUUUUGGAAGUGA
Talaromyces proteolyticus is the source of this 750-nucleotide messenger RNA. RefSeq lists its product as uncharacterized. The coding region runs from base 1 to 750 and encodes 249 amino acids. NCBI's taxonomy places the organism in Eukaryota, Fungi, Ascomycota, Eurotiomycetes, Eurotiales, Trichocomaceae. The transcript is spliced from 2 exons. The record is from RefSeq and is a predicted model, not a curated record.